Anopheles marshallii is the source of this 2118-nucleotide messenger RNA. RefSeq lists its product as uncharacterized. The transcript has a single exon. The record is from RefSeq and is a predicted model, not a curated record. Bases 1 to 2118 code for a protein of 705 amino acids. NCBI's taxonomy places the organism in Eukaryota, Metazoa, Arthropoda, Insecta, Diptera, Culicidae.
AUGUUUGUGAAGUUAUGUGGUCCACUUUUGGGGAUACUGCUGCUUCUCCCCAGCGUCACCGCCAUCGUGUACGUGAGGAUGAGGAACGAGCGCGGUCCGAUGGCGGCACGGGCCGGUGUGCAGUGUAUUGAGCUGCUGAGCCAUACCUUCUUUCAUAUGCGCGAAUCAACGCAGAUUGAAAACAUUGUCAUAUUCUACCUGCGGAACUUGAGCUCCCCAGCAAGGGAGAUCCUGCUCGGAUACCUUCAGCAGCAUCAUACCGGGUACGACUCCCAUGAUGGUGAUGAGGAAGUUAAUGACACGAUGGGUGGCAACGGUUCCGUCGACACGUCCCAAUUUCAGCUGAAGCUUAUGUCGGACACCGCAUCGCCCGAGGACAUUCGAAGGACGCAGUUCAUGGACCACAAACAGUUCGACUACUACGUCAUUGUGGUCGAUAGCUUUGAUGGACUGCGGCAGGCGCUGGCCCGGAUCAGCGCAACAGCCGCCUUCAAUCCGCGCGGCAAGUUUGUCGUGCUGUACAACAACCCGAACGAUCGUGACUCCGACCGGCGGAUGGCGAACCAGGCCCUCAUGCUGCUGUUCGUCGGUCAUCAUUCGGUAAACGUGCUGUUUGCGUUUGCGAUCGACGCUGUGAGCUACCACGUGUAUACCGGUGACCCAUAUCACGGUACCACCGACUGUGGACAGAUGAAGGCACUCAAGGUGGCAACGAUCGUGAACGGUACCUUCGCGAACCGCGUACUCUCGACGGCUAUGAUCAACAUCCCGAAGGUGCCGCCGCAGCUGGAAACGUGUACGUUUCUGCUCUGCACACGUGUCGCACCACCCUUCAUCGAUCUGGACUGUCGACGGGGUCUCGAGCUGCAGAUAAUCGAUUUGUUGCGCGAGUCGAUGAAGUUCAAGGUGAACGUCUCGUGCAGCGAAAUGGACCGGGGGGAACUAAUGCCCGACGGCAACUGGAGCGACCUGCUCGGGCUGAUGCGGGCGGACGAGUGCGACAUCAUUGCCGGUGGUUUCAAUCCGGACUUUGACGUGCACGAUGAGUUCGGGUCGACGACGCUUUACCUGCAGGACUAUCACACCUGGUUCGUGCCGGUGGCCGGUCCGGACGCCCGCUGGAAGCUGCUGCUGUACAUCUUCGAAGUGCGCACCUGGGAGCUGUUCGCGUGCGUGCUGUUCAUCUCGGGGCUGGUGUGGCGUACGGUGGCCCACUUCCUGCCGGAGUGCGCCGCCCACCGGGAACUGUCCAUGUGUUUCCUCAACACCUGGUGCGUGUUUCUCUGCAUCUCGGCACACAAUCGACCGGCCUGCAAUGCACUGCGGCUGUUUUUCAUGGGACUAACGCUGUACGCGCUCAAUGUGACCACCAUAUACACCAGCAUCUUGAUAACGGUGCUUACCAAUCCACCGCUCGCCUAUCAGGUGGACACCAUCGAGGAGAUCCUGGCCGGCGGCGUCCCUAUCGGCGGACGACUCGACAGUGAGGACUGGUUCAUAAACGACUUCGAAGACGAUCAACUUGUGUCCGAGCGCUACAACGCCACGUCCGAGUUUCAGCCAUCGCUCGCCAAUCUGCAGGCCGUGGUGGAUGGCAGGCGGUCCCUGCUGAUGAGUCGGCUGUACGUGCGCAACACCAAGUACUACGGGCUGGUUCACGGGCUGUCAAAGGACGUGUUUGUGACGCAGAUCGAGAUGAUCAUGGAGAAAGGUUUCCCGCUGUUGCCCAAGUUCAAUCGCAUCCUCUCCAAUCUCAUCGAUAUGGGCAUCAUGCAGAAGCUGUGGAAAGACUUCCUCUACAACGUCACCAUACUGGAUCGCAUCAGGCGUAAUCGGGAACUCAGCGAGGAGGAUAUUAUAGCCGCGUCUCCGGAGGUUGUGCUGACCUUGGAUCAUCUGCAAAGUGCCUUUGCGCUGUACGGCAUAGGGUUGUGUUUGUGUGGGGUGGUGUUUUUGCUGGAGCUGCUCUCAACAACGCGCUGGGUGCGUCAGUUAAGAGACAUUGUGGAGAAGAAAUGGGACGAGCUAUUAGUGCGUUUACAACUGAAAGAACGAACUGCAAGUGAAAUGGUUAUAAAAUCGCGAAAGAUGAAAAAAUUCAGGAAGACGCUUAAGUAG